This is a messenger RNA of Aspergillus sclerotioniger CBS 115572, 1173 nucleotides long. RefSeq lists its product as uncharacterized. Bases 1 to 1173 code for a protein of 390 amino acids. The transcript has 3 exons. The record is from RefSeq and is a predicted model, not a curated record. NCBI's taxonomy places the organism in Eukaryota, Fungi, Ascomycota, Eurotiomycetes, Eurotiales, Aspergillaceae.
AUGUUUGCCCGGUGGCUGCGCCUCGUGCUGGGAGAAAUCUCAUCCCUCACCACCCCAAACCACCACUACUUCACCAUCGACUUCCUCACCCACACCGCCAUCAACCCCAGCAUCAUCCCCCACCCCAUCCACCCCUCAACAUGGAUAAUCACCGCCCAACUCCACACCAACCGCACCACCACCUCCUCCUCCAACCAUGAAUCCAACUCCGUCUGGUUCGCCGAACUCGUCUGCAACGCCCAAUUCCAAUCCCAAGGCCGCGUCCUCCGCUGCACCGAACCCCCCUUCAUCCUCCCCAUCGCCGCAACACCACCCGAUAAUGCCCUCUGCACAGGCGACCUCGCCUUCUUCGCCAUGAGCAUCGGACCUCACGACGCCCGCGUCUUCUACGGCCCCGACGCCCCAUACACAAUCUACGGCUCCAACUCAGCCCUCACCUGCUUCGGACAAUGGAUUCUCGAUUUCCGGGUGUUAGUCGAAUGGCCCGCCACCGACGUGAUAAUAGAUCACGGAUUCCGCUACGCGACUGAACUCCAUCGCCCACUCCUGUCCCCCUACCUAGCCGUGGAAAAGAACUGGUUCGUGUUCUGGGACCUCGAUGCCAGACCUUACAUCCACUAUGACAUUUCCCCGACGCGUCAAUUCGCCGCGGUGGGUGUGGAUGGCUCUACGGGGCAAGACCUCUCCCCUGCAUCUGCUAUCUCCGACACCAAAUGUCUCCAAAAAUACCUCCCGGUAUUGAUGAACCCAUCCCAUGAAUCGAUCCACCAAGCGACAAACUCCCUCUCGGUUACGCUUUGCUCUCGAUCUGAUCCGCUAUGUCGUCCUACUGCGGAAAACACGGUGGUCAUGACUAUCUUCCAGCAUAAAUCCUUCGUUGGGUUUCAUAGUGUUUAUGAACCGUAUGUGAUGUUGUUUUGGCAGAGGGCGCCGUUUGAGGUGUAUGGGGUGUCGAGGAAGCCGGUUUGGAUUAGGGGGAGAGGAGUAGAGGUGGAUGGGGAGGAGGAGGGGGGAAAUAAGACGGAAAUGUUAUAUGUUACGUCGAUUGCGUGGAAAGAGGCAGGAUUGAAGUAUCAUGGGUUUUUGGAUGAUGUGGUUUUUUUGGCGUUUGGGAGGGAGGAUCGGGAUACGGGGGCCAUCAGUAACCUCAUCCCCCAAUCCCUAAUAAUAUAA